Trifolium pratense (red clover) is the source of this 1111-nucleotide messenger RNA. RefSeq names its product protein DEHYDRATION-INDUCED 19 homolog 4-like. The transcript is spliced from 5 exons. The record is from RefSeq and is a predicted model, not a curated record. The coding region runs from base 121 to 777 and encodes 218 amino acids. Lineage: Eukaryota; Viridiplantae; Streptophyta; Magnoliopsida; Fabales; Fabaceae.
UUCUCCGUGCAAUGCAAUUUCACAACAAUACACUCUCUUCACAAACACUGUUAUCUUCAACACACUCUCUCUAUCCUCUUCCAAUUUAGGGUUUCAUCUUCAAUUUCAAUUUCUCACCAAAUGGAUUCUGAUUCAUGGAUCUCUUCUCGUCUCUCUAACUCAUCACGACGUUACUAUUCUCGAUCCGAUCUGUUUCUUGGUGGAAAUGAUGAUUCUGAACCUGGUGGUGAUGAUUUAAGAGCUGAAUAUCUUUGUCCUUUUUGUGCUGAAGAUUAUGAUGUUGUUUCUCUUUGUUGUCACAUUGAUGAAGAACAUCCUCUUCAAGCUAACACUGGGGUGUGUCCUGCUUGUGGGCAAAAGGUGGGAAUGGAUCUUGUUGGACAUAUUACCACGCAACAUUCGAAGUUUUUUAAAGUGCAGCGUAAAAAGAGGGUGAGGAAAGGAGUAUCUAACUCAACAUUAUUUAGAAAAGAGUUGAGGGAAGGAGCAUUGCAUUCUCUUCUCGGAGGUUCUUCGUCCACAGCUUACUCUAAUUCCGAACCUGAUACUUUGUUGUCAUCAUUUAUUUUUAACCCAGUUAUAGGUGAUGAAGCUGUGAGUGAACAAUCUAGUUCUUCCAUUGAAGCUGCCAUAGUAAAAGAAAGCUCGAAAGAUGAUUUCGUGGAAAGAAAACCUCAACAGGUACAGCUGUCAGAUGAGGACCGAGUAGAGAAGGCUCGGAGGUUUGAUUUCGUGCAAGGGCUGCUGAUGUCGACCAUUCUUGAUGAUAACUUAUAACUGCAAUUGUAGCUGGUAUAUCGUUAUAGGAGAAGGAGCUGAUCGCGAGGGGGAGUUUGUUCGAGUGUUACAAAGUGGCAUUAGCUAGAUUGGAUUAAAUUAAAUAUGUAAUGAUUAAUGAAUGUAUCUAUAGUUAUGUUCAUAGAAUGCAAAGAUGAAGAAACCUUUUUCUAGUAAAUAUGUAUGUAAGAAUGUAUCUAUUGUUAGGUCCAUCUAAUAUGCAUUGUAUUCCAAACAUUGGACCCUUUAUUCAAGCUGCUACACUAGACUUGCAUAAUUGACUAACAUAAAUAAGACAACUCAAUAUAAUAAUUGAUGACUUAUUCUCAUCCCU